CCCCAUAUGAUUGCCUCUACUAACAAUUCGAAAGGAACUAGUAUACAGUGGAUGAGCGACAAUUUACACUUAAUAGUUAAACAUUAUUUAUUUAACAAAUAUAUAAUAAUGUGAGAUGCUUAUUUUAAUGAAGGAGUUGCAGGUGUCAGCCUUUUUUAAUGGUCAGGUCAACUUGAUUUAUAUAGCACUUUAACAACAGCCCUUGCUGACCAAAGUGCUUUACAUAGAUCGUUGAAUCAUAAUAUGAUUAAAAAGGUGUAAAGUACACACACACACUCGGCUCUGUAAGAUGAGUUAAGUGUAAAUUUAAGGGCUAAAAUGGAAGAACACCUAAUGCGCAGUGGUAAACUGUUCCAGAGUUUCCACCACUGUGAGCGCACGGUCACCUUUUGUUUACAACCGUGCCCUUAGAGUGGGCAAAAUAAGCUGGUCAGAGGACCUCGGCGAUCUUGAUGCAGUAUGAGCUAACCAGUGCAGGGCUUGAGAAACAAACCAUCUUAAACUGAAACCUGCACUAAACUGCAAGUCAGUGAUGGGAAGCCAAAACUGUAGUAAUAUGGUGGUUCUUUGCACCAGUUAAAAAUUAUGUAGCAGCAAUUUUGACUACCUGUAGGUGGGUUAAGCGUGAUAGACUGAUCCCAAUAUACAGUGAAUUACUGUAAUCUAAACUAGACAAAAUAAAAGCACAAACAAGUUUUUCCCUGUCCUGAGAAGAAAGGUAUAGCUUAAUUUUUUUUUUAAAUUGCCCUAAGUUUGCAGGGAGGACUACCUUUAACAACAGCAUUUUUUGUGUAUCAAAUUGAAAACUGGACAAAAAAAAGUAUACUGAGGUUUCUGGCAUAAGGCCUAAUGUAUGGAGACAAAAGGCCAAUUUAUGCUGACAACGCAGUCCUCGCAGAUAGUGUCGCAGAUGGCGUCUGCGUAGCCCCCCACCUUCGCAGACGCUCUGCGCGCACCUCCCAAAAAUUGUGACCACCGCAGAAGCCUCGCAGACAAGAGGGCUCUGAUUGGUCCACUCUGCAUCUGCUGUACACGCACUCCCGCUUCCCUACUUUCCCGGUUUGGUUUGUUUUCACGACCGCCAUUUUUAAAAACACGAGCGAAGAUGGAGCAGCACGAAGAGCGGUUGAUCGAGGAAGUGAGGAAGUACGUACAUCUAUACGACUCCAGUUCUAGUCAUUAUAAGUAACCGGAGGAUAAACACUCCACUAACCACACCCACCAACUACUCCUAGCGAUUUCGCGACUUCGCGCCCCCUUGCGUUGUGGCAGUGAAUAACAUCGCACACGCCUAUUACUCCCCACUCAACGAUAAAUUACAACUGUCUGCGAAAAGCUAUCUGCGAAAGCCUUGUCGCAAGAGCAUGCAGAGGCCCAAAGAACCCAGGUUUCCCAUAAUCCUUUGUCAGUUUAGGAGAGCUGACUCCUAAAAAGUAUGGUGUGAUGUUCUCUAAUAAUUAUUUAAAUUUUUUUAAGUAAUAAUUACCAAAUUGGUGUUGUAUAAGAUGAAUAAAACACUUUAGGGCUUGCUGUUAGAGGAAAGUGAUCAACCUCAGUCAUAACAGGAACUAUGCUUCAUGUCAAGCCACAUCACACCACCCCAUCACCGAUUAUUUUCCUAUGAACAGCACACCCUGAAGUAGAUAAGUUUUAUACUUUAUCUAGUACAUGUGUAUAGGAUGUAGUAUAUCAUGUCCAUUGAUACAGAUUACUUUGUUUUCUUUAGAUAAAAUGUAGAUCAAUUUUAUUCGUUCUAAAACUCAAAAUAGUUAAUCAAAAAGCAUGAACAGAGUAAAGCUUGUCCGCGUGUUUUUGUAACUUGAAAGAGAUUCUCAUUGCACGUUAAAAUGAACUGUAAACGUUUUCUUGAAAAUAUGCCGAUCAUGACUUUUUCAAUACAUCUGCUUAGUCAAGUUUAUUUCUAUAGCGCUUUUAAUAAUAGGCAUUGUCACAAAGCAGCUUUACAGAAUUUGAAUGAUUUUAAACAUGAGCUAAUUUUAUCCCUACUCUAUCCCCAAUGAGCAAGCUUGUGGCGACGGUGGCAAGGGAAAAACUUCUCUCAGACGACAUGAGGAAGCAACCUUGAGAGGAGCCAGACUCAAAAGGGAACCCAUCCUCGUUUGGGCAACAACAGACAGCAUGAUUAUAACAUUAACAGUUUUAACAUGAAGUCACUUUUGUUGGUGUUAUAACGUUGUCAGUACUGAGCAUUCAGAUAUCCCAGAAAAUAAAUCAGUACAAAUAGAAAUAUUUGUUAAGCAACACAGAAAUAACUGGGCUCUGGUUUGUUUGAAUAAAGUUUGUUAUACUCAUCACUGACUACGUUUACAUGCACGUCCAAAUUGAGCUGCUGUUGGUAAUCGAGCAAAGGGUCCCAGCAGGGGUGCCAGAGAAAUCCAAUCCUACAUGCACAAGUGAAAUCGGGCUAUUGUGCACCCAAGCCACACGUGGCGCUACACGCCCCAUUGUGUUGGUACACUUCCGGUUGUCGUCAUGAAGAAGAGCUAUAGUGUUGCCAGAUACUGCUGAUGUUUUCCAGCCCAAAACAUGUUCAAAUCCGCUAAAAUGCACUUAAAACCCCCAAUCUGGCAACACUAGCAGUUCUGUGUUCAAGCUGUUAGGCUUGCUCUAACAGACUAUGGCUACAAACUGUCCGGCGCAGACCACUGUUUUGUAAGACAACUUAUUUUGCACAAUAAUAUUUUUCUAAAGUCCAUUUUUUGCUUACAAAAAAAUAUUUUUUUUUUCUUACAAUUUAACUUGUCUUAAUAAACACACAAAAAGUUCAAUUGUUUUGUUUUUAUUGACAUUCUUCAGAUGUUGGACAUAUAUACACACACACACACACAAAUACAAUGACUUGUUUAUGUACACAAUUCACAGCUAUGCAACAGCUGUACAGAUGUAUUUGGUGAUACAGUAAGUGAGCUAAAUUUUAACAGUGCAAACAAUGCCACAAAAAGAAAAGAUUCAUGCCGUUGUCAUGAUUCAUUGUCAUGCCGACCGAGGCUGUUGUGUUUCCCGCUUGUGGUCUCAUCACUCGUCACUUCCGGAAGGGGCAGUGCUGAAAUUCCCCUAAGUAAAGAAGUUUUCACUCUCCUACAUGGAUAUGUUUCAUGUCUUCAUCAUCUGGAUUUGAAUCUAACGCGCUGCUGUAGCCGUUCAACUGGAUGUUUGAAGAGACCGCCACACAGAUGACACUGGAACACUCGACAAGCUGCUUUCAUUAGAGAAAGUUUAGUUUCGGAGCAGAAAUUCAGUCUGCUAAAAUGGAUGGGGAGGAAGGCCUUUCUCAAAAAACUGAUGAUGUGCACUUGGAACAUAACGGUUCUGUGGAGAAUGGCAAGAGAACAGAGGUCAAAGGCACUUGUUUGAAAAUCGAGGGGCAAGACGGUUAUGUUUUUAAAUCCUACAGUAUGACCCCUUAUGAGAUUCCACUGCUAAAACAGUCUUCACUUGUGUCUUCGUCCCUGAAGGGGACACUCAAUAAUAUAUCUUCUCAGGUUGAUGGACAUUUAGUAGAUGGUCCAGGGGCAGAAACCUGUGAUAAGCAGGACUAUUCAGUUUCUCCAGCCAUUUCAGAUGAUACAAGUCAGACUACUAUAGUAGACAAAGACAAUUUGAUAAGCGAUACAAGUGUACAUAUCAAAGAGGAACCAAUUGAAACGGGUGAAAGUUCUCAGGAGGAUGAUAAGUUAUUCUUUGAUGGUGCUGUAGGCCCUUUUGUCACUCGAAGUAACGAGGAAGAUUAUGAAAACCUACUGAGCGGCUACGCAAGUACUCUUUACGAUGUCGCAAUGGACGCAGUCACACAAAGCCUUCUGACAUCUAUUAGAAACCCGCUUAAUCCAAGAAAAAAAUCUCCUGCAUGGAACCAUUUUUUCAUCUCUCCUCGUGAUAGUACCAAAGCUAUCUGUAUGUAUUGUAUGAAAGAGUUCAGUCGGGGUAAAAACGAGAAAGACCUCAGCACAAGUUGUUUAAUGAGGCAUGUGCGGAGGGCUCACCCUACUGUACUUUUACAAGACAGUGACGCACCAAAAACCCCAUCUUAUUCUGCCUCAUCUCUAAUACCUCCUGUAAAAUCACCAAAAAACGAUAUGGCAGCUAGCAGUAAAUCCCACUCGAUCAAUCACACCUCACCGUCCACCUCUACAGCAGAAGCCGCAGAUGUAGCAUCCAAAGAGGCAUUCCAAAAAGUCAAGCCAAAAGUGGAAAAGAGUGCCAAGGCUGAGUCUAGUAUAGCCCCAUCCCCUCAUUCAAUUAACAACCACAGUGAUGAUGCCAUGGACAUUGGGUCUGACUGUUCUACCCCUAAGAGCGCAAAUUCUCGAAGGCGGUCAGCCGUGUGGAAACACUUUUACCUGUCUCCUGCUGAUAGCUCCAAAGCAGUGUGUAUUCACUGUAUGAACGAGUUCAGUCGGGGUAAAAACGGGAAAGACCUAGGGACAAGCUGUCUAAUUCGCCACAUGUGGCGGGCCCACCGAGACAUCGUCAUCGAAGAAAACGGACAGGGUUCAACAAUUCCUCCACCAUAUACAACACCGCCAACUCUGUUAUCACACUCGCAGAUGCAGGACCCAGCAGAAAUCAAAAAGGAACCCCCUUGUACUUCCUCAUCCCCUGAAACCAUGUCCGAUGAAGUGCCCAUGGAUGACUGUGAAAAUAUUGAUUUGAAGGAGGAAUUGAAUGAUGCCUCGUAUCAUUCUGGACAAGAGUCUUCACUGAACAUGGCUUUUGGUCUAAAGAGUGAAAGUAUCCAGCUGUCGUCCUCCCCAGAAGAUUCUGCUGAAGUCUCGGGCCUAGCUCAAGAGCCAAGCUCAGUUUUCCAACAAAACAAAAAGAUAAUGAAAAGAGUGAAAUCUGAAGUGUGGCACCACUUCAUCGUCUCCCCAGUUGACCAACUCAAGGCCUUGUGUCGGUACUGUCCAUGCGUCAUUAGUCGUGGCAAACGUGGAGACUUCGGCACGAGCUGUUUGAUGCGUCAUCUGAUGAGACGGCAUCCUGAUGUCCUAAAGAACCAAAAAAGCACAAGUGACAAAGCGAGCUUACCUCAGUCACUCCACAGCACCCUUGCUGCAGAGGAGGACGUGUCGUCAAAUGCAACUGACAGCCCUGCUAGCGAGAAGAAACCGCACACGCAAACCAUUUUUAGCAAAAAGACUUCCAAGCUGUGGAAUCAUUUUUCUCUUUCUUCUGCAGACCCCACUAAGGUGGUCUGUUUGCACUGUAACCGCACAAUAAGCAGGGGGAAAAAAACGACAAACCUGGGCACUAGUUGCUUGUUUAGGCACAUGCAGAGGUUUCAUGGACACGUGCUUGAAAAUAAUAGUAAUAUCUCAGGUGCUGCUUCGUCUGCUGAAAUUCAAGUAAAACCGAAGCUCAUGGACACGUCUACAUAUGUGGAGAGUAGUGCAAAAUUUGAUGAUUGUCACCCAGUUGCCAAAAAAAUCACCAAACUUGUUGCUGAAAUGCUUGCACUGGAUCUCCAGCCAUCAGCUGUGGUGGAAAACGUUGGACUGAACCGAUUACUGGAAUACCUCCAACCACAGUAUUCUCUUCCUUCUUCAUCAUACUUCACCAGCACUGCCAUACCAGAAAUGUACGAAAGCGUAAAAGAGGUCGUCUUGACGCACCUCAAAGAGGCUGAGAGUGGAAUUAUUCAUUUCACGUCAAGCAUAUGGGUAAGCAGCCAAACGCGGGAAUACCUGACUCUUACAGCCCACUGGGUGACGUUUGAGUCGCGUGUCCGACCUCAGGGGCAAGAUUUCCACUGCUCAGCUCUGCUCGCUGUCUCCCCAAUAGACUGUGAUUAUAACAUGCUCAGCAUACAGAAGCAACUCGAGUACCUUUGGGACACCUGGAUCGUCUCCUCAGGCCUGAAGCUUGGAUUCACAGUCACUGAUAAUCAAGCCAUUGGAAAUGUCCUGGAGGACCAUGUUCACACCCUCAUGAACUGUUUUGGUCAUAACAUAGAUCUCAUUGUCAAUGAAGCCAUAAAGAGCCAGAGGAUGGUCCAGAGCUUGUUAAGCAUUGCACGGAAGAUCUGCGAACGAGUCCAUCGUUCGGCAAAGGCAAAGGAGAAGCUGGCAGAACUUCAAAAAACCUAUAACUUGCCUGAAAAUCAGCUGAUCCAGGAUGUUCCCUCCAAGUGGAAGACCUCAUAUUUUAUGCUUGAAAGGUUAGUUGAGCAAAAGAAAGCCAUUGACGAAAUGUCUUUAGAGUGCAAUUUCAGGGAACUUAUAAGCUGUGACCAGUGGGAGGUGAUGCAGUCAGUCUGCAACGCGCUGAAACCCUUUGAGGUGGCCUGCAGGGAAAUGAGCAAUCGAACGGCCACGCUCGGCCAGGUCAUACCACUCAUUCAUAUCCUCAACCGCAAGAUAGACAUGCUUUUCGACGAGACUAUGGGUAUCGACAACAUGCUUAAAUCUCUGAAAGAGGCCAUGGUGACCAGAAUGUCACCUACACUUCACGAUCCACGUUAUACAUGGGCAACAAUGCUGGACCCGAGAUACAAGACCUCUCUGUUCACCGAGGAGGAAGCAGAGAAGUGUAAGCAGGAGCUCAUACGAGAAGUUCAGAGGGUCUCCGUAUCCGCGUCUGCAGAAAUGAAACCGCCGUCGUCUAGCGAGUGCAGCGAGGACCCAGCUCCAUCGAACAGUUCAACCACAAACAGGGACAACCUAUGGGCCCUGAUGGAUGACAUAAGGCAAAAAAUUAAGCAAGAUGACCGUCCAAAGUCAUCCGAGCUUGCUGUUCUGGAGUAUUUGGAGGAAGAUAUACUUGACCAGAGCUGUGAUCCUUUAGACUACUGGAAUCUCAAGCUGUUCUUGUGGCCUGAGCUUGCCAAAGUAGCUGUACGUUAUGUGGGUUGCCCACCUAGCAUUGUACCAGCAGAUACACUGUUCAGCACAUCAAGUGUGAACUGUGCCCUGAAUCAGUCUCGACCAUUGCUCGAAAAUCUUGAAAGACUCUUAUUUUUAAAGGUCAACCUUCCUUUGAUAUAUUUUCAGUACUAAGAAUUUUGUGUGCAAGACUUUCUUCGACCCGAAUGAACCCUGACCAAGGACCAAAUCGCUUCUGAGAUGGCCCUUUUAAACUUUACACUGAGGUUUAGAUUUGGUAUAUAGAACAUGUUAACUUAAUAAAUGUUUUGUAUGCAUACUACUGUUCAAUGCUUGAUAACUGGAGUUAGUCUUCUACCCGGUGAAAAGUGUUUUCAGGGAGCGAGUGUGAGGGGAGGGAUUCUUAGACACUGGUUACACUUGAUUUUAUGACGCGUCUUUGCUGAUUGGGUAACAAAUGGACAGCGCUAAACAUAAGCGUUUAGACGGAUCUGGUCUGUGGUGCAUUUGACCACAUCCUUUGUAGUGUAGAAGCUGAUGCAUCCUGACGCAUGUCUGACAGGUAUGUAACGGGACAAUGCGUUAUGAAUGCAGGUUGUGGUGGUUUUGGGGACAGUGCACCAACGUUCGUCUUGCUCUCUUUUUUACAACUUGCGAAUUAAUUAACUUUCUCCUGCCAGUCUCAACAGUUUGAAUUAAUGCUUAAACUUAUUUUUCUUUUUUUAAAUUGGUGCAUUGCUGCCUCCCGCCGGUUAAAAACAACUCCUCAUUUGGUCUUUGCAAACAGAAAUGUUUUAUUUGCAUAUCGAGCAGGGAAGUGAGCUCUCAUCACAAGUAGUCACUUGAGAUGCAUGUGGAGAGGCAUUCUAAUGCCAGGUGUGAACUAAUGUACUUGGAGCAGUCCUCUUGCUGCCAGAUGUGAACAGUGCCAUAGCCACAGGUGUAACUGGCGAUGCGUCUUGGCUGUCUACCCGUGAUCGGAUCACCCGAGAUGUGUUUGAAAACCAAGUGUAAACAGGGUUUGUGUGUGUUGCUGUACACUUUUUUUUUUUUUUUUCCCUUCUCUCUCUCCAUGUGCCUUAUAAGAACUACUUCAGGUCAAAAUGCUGUGUAUAUAUUAUUUGAUGUGCAACAAUGUUUUUGUCUUCUGAUUUAACGAUUUAUGUACAAUGCAAACAGAUGCUGAAUACUGUUUUUAUAUAAUACACAACCCAAAAAAGAGAUGCUGUGACUGGAAACUGUUUAAAUGUCUUUUAAUUUAAUUAUUUCGUUGUGAUAUGGAUUACGGUACUGUCCAUUAGAAUUAGUACUUUUUUUUUAAUUAUCUGAAGAAUUAUGUAAAAUGGUGGUGUAAUUUCAGGGUGAGCAAUCUGUUUAAAAAUUAAUUUCUCAGGCACAAGUCUUUCUUUCCCCUCCCCCUUACACUGGGGUAUUAAAUUAUGGAUCAAUGUCAAGAUGAUGUACAUUUUAUAAAAUGAUUUCCAAAAAUUAAUUUGCUAAAGUCAGACAAGCCAUGCAAUUCUGGUGGUUAUUUGUUAAUAAAAUGUUUACCAUUUCCUUGUU
Molecule: messenger RNA, 8405 nt
Organism: Neoarius graeffei (lesser salmon catfish)
Lineage: Eukaryota; Metazoa; Chordata; Actinopteri; Siluriformes; Ariidae
Gene: zbed4
Product: zinc finger, BED-type containing 4
Exons: 2
Coding region: 3270-7016 (1248 amino acids)
Molecular function (GO): protein dimerization activity; DNA binding
Source: RefSeq, a predicted model, not a curated record